Molecule: messenger RNA, 192 nt
Organism: Bipolaris maydis ATCC 48331
Lineage: Eukaryota; Fungi; Ascomycota; Dothideomycetes; Pleosporales; Pleosporaceae
Source: RefSeq, a predicted model, not a curated record
AGGCGAUAGAACCAUGGAUUAUUGGGAGUCAGGGAAUUGCUUAUCAGACGCAAAGAUGAGGAUAAUGAAAGGAUCGUCGACAGCAGCAGAGGUCACCCGUCUCAUCGAACAACAUAUUAUCUUUUUCUUUAUCUCGCUGUUUAUUUCCAGACUCGGCGAACAUUCAAACAGGAAAGGGGGAAAAGGCUGCAU